AUGAUCUUGUAUCUCUACUUACCCUUUACUGUUGAUUUUCCAAUUCUCCAAUCCCUAAUCAACAUAAAUCAUAGCAGUAUCAAUGCCGAAGAAAGUUCCGCUGGACCACAGUACUCCUGCCUGGUGUUACAGGGAUCUGUAACACCUACUAGAGCCCCAGCUCUCCCUAUGCCUGCCCCCGCUCUGCUAGACUCCCCGCGCGGCGGUGCGCCGCCUGCGCCUAGACAGACAGCGGUCUGGACCGCUACGACUCCGCCUCAUGGCGCUAUGACCCCGCCUGAUGCUAUGACCCCGCCCCUGGCCUAG
Molecule: messenger RNA, 306 nt
Organism: Suillus discolor
Lineage: Eukaryota; Fungi; Basidiomycota; Agaricomycetes; Boletales; Suillaceae
Exons: 2
Coding region: 1-306 (101 amino acids)
Source: RefSeq, a predicted model, not a curated record